AUGUCAAAGGAUGUCAAAAAAGAUGAAAGAAUAGGUGAGAAUGAUGAUUUACAACAAGCCAAUUCCGUGGAAAGUCCCCUUAAUACCAGUACUCCAAAGAUGACAAACUCCGAUUCAUCUCCAAAGCUCACCCGAACGCCUUCAAUAGAUGGAUCUUUAAACGAUGAUUUGGUUAGUGUAUCAGGUAAUGUUGGUAAAUUGUUACCUUCUUCAAGAAUGAGCAUGGAUUCAUUUUCAGUUAGAAGUUUAGAUUCUUCAGCAAUUGGUGGAAGAAUAAGCUCAAGGCCGUUUGUAUUUGAUCAUAGUAAUCAUAGUGGAUCUAUGGAAUAUUCGCCACUGGGUAAUAAUUCAAUCUUUGAAAUUGUUAUGAACACAAGAAGGAAAAAUUGGCUUGGAUAUCCAUCAGUACAAGAUAUUCCUCCGGUGGUAUUAACCAAGGAUAUAGUAGAUCCCGAAAUACAAAAUACUGUAAUGAAUUAUGUGCAAUCCAUAGGACCUGAAUGUGCUGUUUUUGAAAGUUCUAAUAAUUUGAAAAUUAUCAACAGAAUCGAACAGAUUAAACAACUGGAAAUUCAUGAUAAUGGUAAUAAUAAUUUUGGUGAUGAAUCUGAAACUGCGUUACAAAAUAAGGAAAAUCUCAAAGAAUUGGAGAAAGUACCAGAUUUCUACUUCAGUAAAAAUUUCCAAUUAGAUAAUCCAAGAACUUUCCAAAAAGUGCUUAAAAAUGUAGAUUUACAAUUGGGAGAAUUGAGUAUUGAGAGCAAACCACAGAGGGACCAUGCAUAUUCGGAAUUGAGAGAUAGACUUAAUGAUUACUUGGACGCCGUCGAAGGUCUUUUAGUAGGGGAAAUAUCCAAAUCUUCUCAUAAAUUUUUCCAUGCACUUGGUGAUGUUGAUCUUAUACAACGAAAGGCUGAAAGUACUGUGAAUGAAUUGGAUCUUCUGGUGGAAAAUGCGGAUAUUUUGGAUAAGGAAAAGAUCCAAAGGAGGAUUGAUCUUUUACAAAAAACCUUUAAAAGGAAAAAUGUACAAAAAUUGGAACAAGGCCUUUUACAAGUUAAACAAGUUCUUCUACGCACUGAGGAAUGUAGAAAGCUUUAUGAGAAGGAACAAUAUGAUAUAUGUCUGCAUAUGAUUAAAUCAAUCGAUCUUUUGAUCAAAGGCGAUGGUUCUCAAGACAAAGCGGUUCAACAAUGGGUUCAAGGUUGGCCUUUCAAACUGGCCGAUUUAAAAUCUGUACCUGCUCUUACAGAAACAAGGGAAUUUUUGACUAAUAUGAAGAUAGAAAUCGGUGGCAAAUAUUCUUUACAAUUAUGUUCAGUGCUUUUGGGAGACGUCAGAAACUAUUGCAAAUCUGUAAGCAGUAAGGCUACUUUGAAUAGGUUACAGAACAAUACCCGUGAAAAGAAAUUUUUAGAUAUCGACGAAGGAUUUCGUGGUAAAGUUGCUAAUAUUGUUCAUCAAUUAAGAAGGUGUGAAGAACUUGCAAGUGCGCUGAGCCUAUAUCAGGACAAAUGUAUCGCAGAAAUAAAAUCUAUUAUCAAGAGUUAUUUACCACAAGAGACUCUGCCAUCAGAAUCGUCAUCUGAGGAUAAAAAAAUUGGUACUCCUGGUACCCAACAGUAUCCACAACAACAACAGCAACAGCCUGUAAACAAUGGAUCUAAACUUUCUAAGCUCAUAAAAGAACAAACACCCAUGGACUUUCAAGACAUGUUGGUUCACAUCUUUACACAUGCUAGUGAAGCUCUCAGAAGAUUUUACAGACAUCAAAAGCUUCUGCUGGAUCUAUCCUUGAAUGAAAUUGUAUCGGCCAAUGAUCCAAAUGAAAACCAACAAAGUAUGAUUACCCAGUUGGAUAUUCGUAAUGGUAUUAAUGAAACCAUACGGAUACUGCAAUUACGUACUGGUAAGAUCAUUGCGGUAAGGCGUGAGCUGACUUGCAACUUACGAUAUGAUCAUUUCCUAGAGCUUUAUUCCAUAUGUGUUCUUUUCAUCCAAGAAUGUGAAGCUGUAAGUGGAGAAUUCCUCACGAGGUAUCUAAGUGACGUCUUAGCCGCUCAAAUUAAGAACUUCAUAGUCAAUCAAAGCUCUAAAAAUAUUAGGACGAUUCAGAGAAAGAUCGAAUCAGAGACAUGGACUCCAUUUGUGGUAGAUCCAUCAGUGCAGAGGGACGUAAAUGAUAUUGUGUCUAGUAUGGAAUUAGACCCCAUUGACUGGAUUAAAAAGUCUGAUUUAGUUAGGGCAAGUGAAGAAGACGAAAAGAAUGAUGACGACAAGGAGAACGAAAAGAAGGAAGCUCAAGCUGGUCAUAAAAAAUCUGUUGUGGUCGAAGAUAAUACAUUUGUUGCAAGCGACUCAUUAUUAACCAACAUAGGGCUCAUCAAGGAAGUUUUCAUCCUUGCAGUGAAUUUACCCAGUGCGUACUUGGCAAAUUUUGAGAAAAUGUGCUACGAUUUAUUGAGGUAUUUCAACAUCUUUGCGGUAGCGGCUCUCAAUGAUCCUGCAAAGAGCUCAUUACAAUCAAAUAAAAAUUAUUCCAUCAUGGGAGAAUCUCUGGACUGUCUCUCACGCUUUGUACAUAUUGUGCAAAGGUUCUUCCAAAGACUGUCCAAUUUCAACAAGGACUAUUCGUCAUUGGACCAGAGUCACUACAACCAUCUACUUCAUCAGUAUCACAUGUCCUCAGAGAAAAUCUACAUGGCCAAUGCGCCACCGCCACCGGCGCCUGUAUAG
Messenger RNA from Zygosaccharomyces rouxii, 2736 nucleotides. RefSeq names its product Vps54p (gene VPS54). Gene Ontology annotation, cellular component: GARP complex. NCBI's taxonomy places the organism in Eukaryota, Fungi, Ascomycota, Saccharomycetes, Saccharomycetales, Saccharomycetaceae. Gene Ontology annotation, biological process: Golgi to vacuole transport; retrograde transport, endosome to Golgi. The coding region runs from base 1 to 2736 and encodes 911 amino acids. The transcript has a single exon. The record is from RefSeq and is a predicted model, not a curated record. Gene Ontology annotation, molecular function: syntaxin binding.